This is a messenger RNA of Penicillium waksmanii, 900 nucleotides long. Its product is annotated as short-chain dehydrogenases/reductase. The record is from RefSeq and is a predicted model, not a curated record. Gene Ontology annotation, cellular component: lipid droplet; endoplasmic reticulum. Lineage: Eukaryota; Fungi; Ascomycota; Eurotiomycetes; Eurotiales; Aspergillaceae. Gene Ontology annotation, biological process: triglyceride catabolic process; phosphatidic acid biosynthetic process. The transcript has 3 exons. Gene Ontology annotation, molecular function: acylglycerone-phosphate reductase (NADP+) activity; triacylglycerol lipase activity. The coding region runs from base 1 to 900 and encodes 299 amino acids.
AUGUCUCCAACUAAAAAGCGAUCCGUCCUGAUUACUGGAUGCUCUCAAGGCGGGGCAGGAAAUGCCGUGGCCUUAGAGUUUGUCGCCCAGGGACUAAGAGUAUUCGCAACUGCUCGUUCCCUCGAGUCGAUGAGCAAUCUUUCAGAAAGUGGAAUUGAGACUUUUGCCUUGGAUGUUACCAUUCCAGAAAGCAUUCUAGCGUUGAAAGACGAAAUUACCAAACGCACCGGCGGGGCUCUUGACAUCCUAUACAACAAUGCUGGCUCUAUGUACGAGGCCCCCGCCAUAGAAGCCGAUCCCAGUAAAGUGAGGAAUAUGUUCGACACAAAUGUAUUCGGUCUAUUCGAUAUGGUGGUAGCUUUCACCCCUCUCCUGAUCGCUGCUACAGCCGGGAAUUCAAGUUACAAGCCCACGAUCGUCAACGUGGCUUCGGUACUUGCAAGACUUCCCUUUCCUUUCGCAUCAGCAUAUAAUGCAACAAAAGCUGCAGUGUCUGCAUACUCGGAUACAUUGCGGCUUGAGCUGGACCCUCUUGGCAUUCGAGUCGUCACAUUUUUCAUGGGCGAAGUCUCUACCAGACUUCGGUCAGCAGAAAUGAUCAACUUUGGAUCCGAUAGUUUGUAUGCCGACGCCGAGGUUAAGGUUAAAGAGAGGACUGAGCAAAGCUCCAGAGUCUCUAUCACACCAGCCGUUUUGGCUAAGCAGGUUGCCCCUGAUGUCCUCGGGACAAAGGAAGUCAGCUAUAUGUGGAAAGGCACAAAUUCUUUCAUUGUUUGGUUGCUUAAUGCCAUAGGGCCUCGAAAGGUUUUUGACUCGACUGUGAUGGGCCCAGUUGGUUUUAGUGAUAAGGCUCAAGUGAAACGAAUAUUUGAACGUGGGCAGCGGAUGGUCGGGCAUUGA